AUGAAAGUCACAGUUGUUGAGUGGAGGGGGUUCUGCACUUGGCACUGGGACCUAGCACCGUCGGCGGAAAACGACUCGGCCGGCUACAUUGAAGAACUAUGCGGAAUAUGCCGUGUUUCUUUCGAUGGCGCGUGUCCCAGCUGCAAAUACCCUGGAGACGACUGCCCUUUGAUCUUGGGGGUUGGGUGCACCCACAACUUCCAUCUCCACUGUAUCCUCAGAUGGCUAGAGCAGGAAUCGUCAAAGGGAUUGUGCCCCAUGUGUCGGCAAAUAUUCGACUUUAAGCAGAUCACAAACGAUUCCACAGAGGAAGUGGCAAAUUUAAAGACGUUAAUCGAUGGCCACAAGGUGAUGAGAGAACGCGUGCUGCAAAAUGACCAGCUGGAGUUUGAAGCUUUUGAAGGAGGCGCCGACACCACAAGCUAA
Molecule: messenger RNA, 426 nt
Organism: Lodderomyces beijingensis
Lineage: Eukaryota; Fungi; Ascomycota; Pichiomycetes; Serinales; Debaryomycetaceae
Source: the annotation of a GenBank genome assembly